AGGGGGCGGCAAGCUUUGCUAUCCCGGUGGCGGCGGCGAUGACGACCAGGCAGCCUUUGAAUGCCCCCUCCAACCUCAUCCCUGCUGGGGGUGGGGGGGCGGUAGAAGAGAAGGGUGGUCCCCCCAAUGUCCCUCCCCCCAGCUUGGGAACCUCAAAGCCGGGCCUACUGCGGUGUGGGAGCAGAGUGGGAAACAUUCCUUAUGAAGCUACAGAAGAACAAUUAAAGGACAUCUUUUCCGAAGUUGGACCAGUUGUCAGUUUCAGGUUGGUAUAUGAUCGGGAAACAGGGAAACCAAAGGGUUAUGGCUUCUGUGAAUAUCAAGACCAAGAAACUGCUCUCAGUGCUAUGCGCAACCUGAAUGGCCGUGAGUUCAGCGGGAGGGCGCUUCGAGUGGACAAUGCUGCUAGCGAGAAGAACAAGGAGGAACUAAAGAGUCUUGGCACCGGUGCCCCCAUCAUUGAAUCUCCCUAUGGAGACCCCAUUAGCCCUGAAGAUGCUCCAGAAUCCAUUAGCAGAGCAGUUGCUAGUCUACCACCUGAACAGAUGUUUGAGCUGAUGAAACAAAUGAAGCUUUGUGUGCAGAAUAGUCCCCAAGAAGCACGGAACAUGCUGCUCCAAAACCCCCAACUAGCCUAUGCUUUGCUGCAGGCCCAAGUCGUGAUGCGAAUCGUGGAUCCAGAGAUUGCACUGAAAAUUUUGCAUCGUCAAGCAAAUAUCCCAUCUCUGAUUCAAGGUAACCCGCAACCUGGCCAAGGACCCGGUGCGCCAAUGAACCAGCCAGCUACUCCAGCCUCUCAACCACAGCCCUUGGGUGGGAUGCAUGUGAAUGGAGCUCCUUCUCUGAUGCAACCACCUCUGCCAGGUGGCGUACCCGCACCAGGAGCAAUGCCUACUGCAGGACCUGGCCCUGGCCCUUUGGCUCCUGGAGGCGGGAUGCAGUCCAAGGUUGGGAUGCCAGGCGGUGGGCCAGUAUCCCUAGACCGGGGCCAAGGGACCCUACAGCACUCGCCCGUGGGACCCGCCGGGCCUGCACCCAUUGAGCGAGUUCAAGGUACCCACGUGCCAAUGCCAGACCCCAGAGCCCCUAUGCAGCGUGGACCUAUGCCUGCUGGCGGCCCACCUCCCCGAGGUCUUUUAGGAGAUGCUCCAAAUGACCCACGUGGAGGGACUUUGCUCUCAGUCACUGGAGAAGUAGAACCCAGAGGAUAUCUGGGUCCACCUCAUCAGGGUCCUCCCAUGCAUCACGUCCCUGGCCAUGACAGUCGUGGCCCUCCCCAUGAGAUGAGGGGAGGACCGCUGGGAGAGCCACGGCCUUUAAUGGGAGAACCCAGAGGACCCAUGCUGGAUCAGAGGGGCCCACCUAUGGAUGGCAGAGGUGGACGAGAUCCCCGAGGGAUAGAUGCCAGGGCCAUGGAGGCCAGGGCCAUGGAGGCCAGAGGCAUGGACGCAAGAGCGAUGGAAGCCAGGGGGAUGGAGGCCCGGGGCUUAGAAUCAAGGGCCAUGGAGCCUAGGGGCAUGGACACAAGAACGAUGGAAACUCGAGGACCUGGCCCCAGAGGCCCAAUGCCGGGGGGACUCCAGGGACCUGGGCCAAUCAAUAUGGGAGCGGGUGGCCCUCAGGGCCCUAGGCAGGUCCCAGGCAUGCAGGGAUCUGGUCUGCAAGGCGGAGGUCAGCCUGGGGGAUUUAGUCCUGGGCAGAACCAAGUUACUCCACAAGAUCAUGAAAAGGCUGCUUUGAUUAUGCAAGUGCUCCAACUGACUGCAGACCAAAUUGCCAUGCUGCCUCCCGAGCAACGGCAGAGUAUCCUGAUUUUAAAGGAACAGAUACAAAAAUCUACUGGCGCCCCUUGAGUGAAUGCCUGAGAGCAAUCCUGCUUGUCUGAUUGAACGAUGUGGAGGAGGAGCCAGGAUCAGAAGAUUUCUGUAUCCCAACACUUGACAGACCUUAAGUGGUGGUGAAUGGAGGAUAUCUUAAUACCUCCACCAGAAGUAAAAUCUGCUUGUCUUCAUUCUGCUCAUUGUUAUUGUCGGGUUUUAGGUGGGGGGUGGGGGGUGGGGUCAGGGAUAGCGGUGGGGAGGGGAUAGAAGGGGAAGGUUUAUUUAGUUUAUUUUAUGUGAAUUAAAAAGAAAUAUUCCCUGGGGCUCAAGUGUACCACUAAUCAAGAUGUAUAUGACCUUUUUGCUUUGAAGACAAUUGUUGUUGCUUUUGCUUCAAUUGCCUUCAAUUGAAGGCUGUGAAACAACUUGUUAGAUUAUGGCUUCUAUUAUCUCUGAGCUGUGUUCCCCAGCUCCGCCUUCCCUUGUGUAUCAAUGAUCGAACAAACAUUUAUUGCUAGUGUGUGCAAGAUAUUGUGCUAAUCAGUCUUUUAUUCUUCUAGAUGGUUAAUUUUCGGCUCUAUGAUUUUUUGAAACCAGUUUUUCGUGUUCACUUUGUUUCUAUCCAAAAUAACAUGAUAUAUCUCUUGAGAAUGUACAACUGUGUAUCUAAUAAGAGUAAACCAUAAAUGGAUCCGGCCGUGGAUGCUCGGUUUACGGGAGCGAGCAAAUAUCUAGAAAGGCAACAAAGCAAUGACGUUGACACAACAGUCUGUUGCUUCUGAAAAAGUCCAAGUACCAUCAUGCAUCUUUAAGUCAAUAGCAGACAGAUUCUUGUAUGUCGUUCUGAGCUAAAGUAAAGAUGUUGUGAUUGAUGUUGAUGGCCUGGUGUCAUCCACAUAGAAACAGAUGCCACUUGCUUGUUAUGUCAUAAAGCUCUUGGGUCUCCGGAAAGCCAAUUAAAAGCUUUUUUUCAGGUGUU
Molecule: messenger RNA, 2799 nt
Organism: Sarcophilus harrisii (Tasmanian devil)
Lineage: Eukaryota; Metazoa; Chordata; Mammalia; Dasyuromorphia; Dasyuridae
Gene: CSTF2
Product: cleavage stimulation factor subunit 2
Exons: 15
Coding region: 39-1853 (604 amino acids)
Biological process (GO): mRNA 3'-end processing
Cellular component (GO): mRNA cleavage and polyadenylation specificity factor complex
Molecular function (GO): mRNA binding
Source: RefSeq, a predicted model, not a curated record